Messenger RNA from Lymnaea stagnalis (great pond snail), 15975 nucleotides. The record is from the annotation of a GenBank genome assembly. Lineage: Eukaryota; Metazoa; Mollusca; Gastropoda; Lymnaeidae.
GCUUUUCAUCAAAGAGGAAAAGAGCCUUGGAUCAAUUUGAGUUGGAAAAUAUGGAGAGUAUCAUAGAAGAUCAUACAUGUUUGAGUGAUGGAGACAGUGACUCUGGGCCAAUUUGUAAAAGAUCAAAAUUAGAUUUUGUUGACUCUGAGGAACUUAAUAAAAAAUCUGAAUGCCUGACAAAAACUAUUGCACAAGAUGAAACAAAUGGAAAAGCAUUUGCAACUUGUCAUUCUGUGGAGGAUGAAAUUCUCAUUACUGAUACUGUAAAUGUAAAGCAACUACCAUUAACUGAAGUGCAGGCAGGCAUUACUGAAUAUCUCGGUACACAUACAGGAUUUAAUGCUAUUAUAAAACAGAGGUACUUUGUCUUUCUUUCUGCAUUUUUUAAAAAAUCUUUUGUUUUUUAAGUUAAUUGAAUGAAAUCUUCAUAGAGGUUUAAAUUAUAAAUGUUAGAAAAAGCACACAAAUUAGACUUCAUGCAGAAUUCUUGCUAAAAAUUAUCUGAAAAAAAAGACAAGAGAGUAAUAAAUUAUGUAUUUUCAGGUAUUCAGAUUUUAUUGUAAAUGAAGUUGAUCAAGAAGGAUGUGUGGUCCACUUGACUAACCUACUAGUCCCAGAAGAGGACACAGAAGAUCAAAAGGUAUGCAAAAUUUAAAAAAAGGGCUGUUCCGUUUGAAAUUAGACUUACCUGGAUAUUAGAGAUUAACAUGCAAACAUUUAUUUAUAAUUAGCUGAAGGUAAUUAAUUAUAUUAUAUAUUUAUUAAUUACAAUAAAGUUUAUUCUAUGUGAUAAGAUAUGAUUUAAUACUGGUAAUUAUUAUUGUUUAUUUAUUUUUUUAAAACCGUAGUUCUACUUUUUUUCCCACUCAUUGAAAAAAUGAACACUCAUUGAACUAUGUUAUUGCAUCAAAUACAAAUAAUAAGUGAAGAGGGGCAUAAUUCGUAACUACAUGAAAUGCUGUUAUUCUCUGCAUUAUAAUUAUAGAUACUGUAAUAAAUUACUGUCAUCCAUCAUGUAGAUUAGACUUGGCACAUAUUCAUGUGUACAUGAUUUCAACCAUGUUCCUACAAAUUAUAUUUGUACCACAAUAAAUUUAUAUUCGAACCCCUAUUAUUUAUCAUUCAACAGCAGCCUGUCAAAGAAAAACCAGAUUGUCUCUGUGAUGAAGACUUGGAGAAGCUAGAGAAACUUGUCAAGGAAGCUGAUAAAAACAAGACUGUUGACAUAACUGUGAGUCAUCAUCGAUUACCUGAGAUUUAGCAUUAGGUUACCAUGAAUUUUUAGAGUUAUUUGGAAGUUAGUUCAAUAAUUUAAACCAAAAUAAUAUCUACUUUUUGUUUAGGCACCUGAAUGCAAAGAUCUUCGCACCAAAAUACAUAUCUGCAUUAAGACAAGAUUCACUCAGCUAGAGACAAAAACUUUGGAAAAAGAUGGCCAGAAAAUUAUCCAGGCCUUAUGGAAAACAGGUGCGUCAAAUGGGUGGCAAAACUGAUGUGGUAGUAUGACCUCUUUUUUAUGGAAGGGCACAUCUCCUACAGGAAAUAUUCCAAAACAAUUAUUACUUGCUCAUUUAAAAUUUUUGAAUGGCUUAUAUUUAGUGCGGUAAUAGGACAUUAUUAGAACUGAUGUGAAGUUAGGGAGGAAAAGUACAAUUGAAGACCUUACAAGUACUUAAGUCACAAAUUACAAAUUUAGAGAUAAUCAAGUUCAAAUAUUCUAUACGCCUAUAAAAUGUGAUCAUUUGUAUAUAUUGUCCUGUCUAACCUGAUUGCAGUCUCUCCCCUUAUUACCCUUAACUAUAUAUACUUUUAUUGCUUCUGAAAAUGUUUAAGACCCUGCUAUUUUUUUUUAAAACUGGUAAACUAGGAGCAGCAAUCUUAAAAUCAAAACUGCUUAUACACCAAUUUUAAAAACGGACUAACAAAGAUACUUGUUCUAAAGCCCAUUCGCUCACACUAGUUUUGUAUGGGAAAAGCCUGAAAAUUGUAUUACCUGCUCAUAAGCCAACAUAUAAAAUAGUACCUUAUCAAAGUGUAAGUGACUGAAUAGUGUAGCCAUCUUUUUCCGGUAUCUUUGUUUUUAUGUAACAUAAUAAACAAUGGCAUCAGCUCGGGAAAUACAAAUUGUUGAAAUGAAAAUUUGUUAAACAUAAAUAACAUGAAAACUUUAUUUUGAUAUGGUUGACUUUGUACCUCGCAUCGAGCCUUUGGGGAUGAAGCGUGAUUUUCAAAUAAACUUUAUUAUUAUUGUUACGAAAAUGUAAAAAAAAAUAUAUAAUUUAAAAAAAAAAAAAAAUCUUGAUACCAAUUCAUGGUACAUUGAAUAAAUUGGAUAGAUUCAGAGCAAUAUAUUACUAGGAUUUCUUUUUCAUAAUUUUUUUUUUUUAUAUUAUCUAUUAAAAAAAAAAUUUUAAAUUUUUUUAAAAAUUUUUAAAUAAAAUUUUUUUUUAUUGUUAAGAAAAUUUAAAAAAAAAUAUAAAAUUUAAAAAAAAAAAAAAUCUUGAUACCAAUUCAUGGUACAUUGAAUAAAUUGGAUAGAUUCAGAGCAAUAUAUUACUAGGAUUUCUUUUUCAUAAUUUUUUUUUUUUAGAUAAUGCAUUCAAAAAAUAAUUUUAACAUUUUUUGAAAACCUUAGAUAUAGUUUCAGCAUGUGCAUUUUCAUUAUGAAAUAAAUUGUCACAAUGUCUCUUAUUAGUAAAUAUCUGCAUUAUUGGUAGUUUCAUUGCCCCUAACAUAAAAUCAGUUGUCUCCUUAUAUAAGACUUUUACCACUCUGAAGGUGCUUGAAGUGGCCUGUGUGUAAAAAAAAAAAGAUAUUUAAUUUUGUAACUAUAACAAUUGCUUGUAAUGCAAAAGAGGCAUUUUAACUGUAAUUUAAUUUAGAAAAUUUUAAACAUGACCAUAGUGGACAUGGUUCAAAUUUCAGUUUUAGAUUAUAGAUAUUAUUACAUUUUUUGAACAGGUAACUCCAGAGGUUCCAACAGGGAGGAAUGGCCAAAGUCACAGAAAUUAUGUCCCUUUGUGAAAUUUGUGCUGUAUAAGGAAAAUAAAGAUACUAUGGAUGCCAUAGGGUUAAUAGCUAAAACUUUGAAGUAAGUUGCAAUUCAGUGUCUGUGCGAUGAUUAAUAAUUGGUUUCAAUUACUGAGGGAAAGUUACUUGAGCAAAAAGGUUAGAGAAAGUGGUAAAUGAGAGAGAGAGAGAAUGUGAUAGGGAGGGUGGAGAACAAGACAGACAUAAUUCUAUGGACAUAGGUUUUAGUUUCUUUGUAUUGAACUCUGAAGUUAUGAUAAAUAAAUAAGUUGUUGUAAAACAAUACUGCUGACUCCAUAGGACUUUUUGGCAGGCUGAUCAUGGUAUUAUCAUUUGAAUGAAGUGUAUUUUCACUUAGAUCUAGAAAACAAAAUAAUUCUCCUUUUUUUGAGUUACAUAUCUUAUUUUUGCACUGCAGCAAUUAUCAUCCCUCCCAUCCUGUGUCACUAUCUCUUAUACAUAUUUACUUCUGGUUUGUUCUGCUUCCUCUCCACAACUGGCUCCCCUCCCCUUAAUCCAAAUGUUUUAUAGUCUUUGUCACCGAGCAAGCUUUCAUGUGGGACAUCUGAACUCCUGUAAAAAGGUUUUUUCUUUAUGGGGAGCCAGCUAUUAUAUUUAUCAAUAAAGAGACACGGGUAUGGUGUAGGACUGUCUUUAGGACCAUUGUUUAAAGGCCGGCAGAUAGGGUGUAGGACUGUCUGUAGGCCUUUUGUUUAAAACCGCAUAUAUUCUAUAAAAUGGGAAGUUAACUCUUUUUUUGUAACACUUGGACCCACCUCGUAUUUUCUCAAAAUAUACAGACCUGAUGUAAAAAAAAAAUGCACCAGGCUGGUCCCACAUAGAAAUUAUUGCAAUUUAGGCCCUCUUUUUAACCUUAAUAGAAAUAUGUUUGAAUUAUUUUAUUGAGAUAUGUUAAGCAUAAUGAGACCAUAUUGAGGGAUACUAUUUGGUAUACACAUAUGUUAAGUAUAACGAGGCCAUAUUAAGGGAUAAUGUUUUCAAUUCAACAUAAUGGAAACAAAUUACAUGCCUUAGGAUUUUCUGUUAUUACAGGUUAAAAGAGAGCUUAUUUCAGUAUGCUGGUACGAAAGACAAAAGAGCGAAAACAUCUCAGGAAGUCACAGCUAACAGGUAUGUAGGGAUGUAUGCAUGUAAUGUAGUUGUCACUAUUAUACUAUAAGUAAACUUUUGGGAUGUCUGAGCUCAGUAACUGCAUGACUGAAAUUACAACAGAAUAGUUCUUUAAGAUUAUCGAUUACAUUGUAAUGCUAAAUUAAUAUUGUUUAUUCACAAAAUCCUGCAAAAUAACCAAGCUCCCACUAUUCUGAUAAAAAAAAAAAAUUAAAAAUUAAAGCAACACUUGUAAUAUUUUGAUUAAUCAUAAGAUAAUUUGUUUUCCCUCUUCUUCCAGGGUACAUCCUAAAAAAUUGGUUUUUCUUAACAAAGUGCUUCGCAACAUGGCACUUGGGAAUUUCCGGUAGGUAUAUCUAUUUCCAGAGGAUUUUUUUUUAAUGUCCAGUGACAAAACAUCGUAACUGUCCCUCCUUCCCAAGCCAAAUCUAUUUUCUCUCCUUAUUUUCAUGAUGCUCUUCUUUUAAGUUUUUAAGUUAAAUGUGUCAAAAGUUAUACAAUUCGUCCCCUUAGAAUAACAAUGUUCUAUGUGACCUUUUGAUCAAACCGAGAUAUUCGCGUUUGAAAAUUUGAUGUUUGGUUUGUAUAAACUAAAAACGUUUUGAUCGAAGUUGUUGUUGUUUGUUGAUAUUAUCAAUACAAGGUUGGUUCAUUCAAAUGAAGGUUCUAGGUAUUGAUUUUGAUUUUAUAUGAAUUUUUGAAAUUUUCGAUAGAACCUUGUAAUUCUGAAAAUGCUAUUUCACUUUAGAAUAACAAGGUUCUGUUUAUUAAACUCUAUGAUUUAAAUUUAAGCAGUUCCUUUCAAGAAUAAAUACAUAUUCAUUAUUUAGAUCACAAAUACUUACAAGACAAAAUCAUUUAACAAUUAUAUUUAAAGUAAAGAUAGAAAAUAUUUCCUUGUAUAUAGUUUAUUUGUAUUAAUUUAUUAUUACAAACUGAAACAUAAACAUUAAUUAGACAAUAAGAUGGUUUACACACAAACUUGAAGUUUCUGCAUUAUUUUCAUUCAAAACCAGCUACCAUACUACAACAAGUUACAUAUUUAUGUUGCUAUAGUAUUGCCUGUCUAACUCUGGCAUGAACUUGAUCACGUCUCUAAAAUCUGUUUUCUUAGCUGCAGACAGUUUAUUAGAUGACAUUGCUAUCUUUGUUUGAGGCAAAAAUACUUGCGUUGAUUUAAAUGGGACACAACUUCUAGUGCUUUUAGGUUUUCUUAUAUUGAUGUUUUGAAAUGCUAUCUCUAUAUGGCUAAAUCUACAAUCAAUCAACGGCUCAUUUGUAAAUUUCAUUUUUCGGUACACAUACUUUGGAAUAUUUUACACUCUGGUAUUGAAACUUAUCAAUCUGUACUUUAGACUAAAUUUUAGUAUGUGUUUUAAAAUCUUUGAAGUCAUUUGGCCUCAAUGCUUCGUCUGUAUGAUUGUAUAAGGUUUCUCCUGUUUAAAAAUUUAAGGACUCUUAUUAGACUUAGUGGUGAAAACACUUCACAUGGCAAUGGAUAAUAUUAGCAUUGCUAUCAGUAUCAUAUUCGCUUGACGAGGAGCUUAAAAAACUAUUUGAAUUUGCUAGUGAUAAUAUAAAAUGAGUCAAACAAAGUAGAGUUAAAUCUGAAAAAAAGGAACGCAACAAAUAAAGUAGUUUUUUGUUGUUGUUUUGAUGGGUUCCUUUUUUCAGGUUUAACCCUACUUUGUUUUACUCAUUUUAUAUUGUGCUAAAUGGACUGCAGUCUCUCUCCUCAAAUCCCCUAUUUUCUAUUGAGGCGUCCACCAUUUUGAAUGUAAACAAUCCGUGACCAUUGAGGUAACGGUAAAUAACAAGCCUAAUGAUUGGCUGAAGAUACCGAACUCAUUUUACAAUCUGAAUUUUUAUUGGUUCACCAUAAAUGGUACCCCUUUAACACUAAAAAUAUACGUUAGAACUUUGUUAUUCUCAAGUGAAAGGCCAACCUCACGUUAGAACCUUGUUAUUUUGUAUUUCCUGCAAAAGCGGCUCAUUAUAAAGCUUUCAUCUUUUGUACCAUGAUAGAUGGGUUGAUUGACUGUUGUACCAUGAUAGAGGGGUUGAUUAACUGUUGUAACAUGAUAGAUGGGUUGAUUAACUGUUGCACAGGGGUAAUAACUCAUUUUUUUCAAAAAAUCGACUUAGAACAUUGUUAUUCUAAGGGGACGAAUUAGCACUUGAAAAGAAGAAGUCCAUGAGACUAUUGUUAAUUAUUUUACAUUUCCAAAGCUGAACAGUGUUACCAGAUUUCCUACCAUAAUGCAGAGACUGAUUAGUUGUUAAUUUGUUGCAUUUAACAAUUGUGAAAGUCCAAAAUUUAUUUGUAGAUAUGUUCCUGAACCUCUCAAGCUUGGACAACUUUCUGGAAAUGAGUUCACAAUAGUUUUAAGGUGAAUAUCACUUGUCAAUAUUUGUUCAAAGGAUUACACAUAAAUUUAGCUUUAAUUACCAUGUUACUCUGGUUACCACAAAGUGCAUAAGUAAAAAAAAAAGAUUCAAAAUAUUAUUAAUGUACUAUUUUACAGUAAAAUAAUUUUACUCUCUGUAUUUGUUUUUAACAUCUUUUUACACCAGCUAAUCAGGAUGGGAUGAAUAUUAUAUGUAUAUAUGUAGCUGUGUGCCAAGUGGGUAGUUGGUGGCAUUACAGUUUAAAAUUUGGUUUACAAAUCCAAGGAAAUGAUGUUGUGAUAUACUAAAACUUUAUUGGUUCUAAGUGUAUUGUAAAAAGAAAUAGAGAUCGAAAUAGGGUAAUACAUGAAAAGAUACACAUAUAGUACAUGUUAUUUACCAUAUGACAUAAGAAUAAAUAACUAGCAAGAGACAAAGGGGACAAAUCUGAAUAAUGAAUGUUCUAUUGGUUAUCCAAAGGAAGACAAUGAUUCAAUAAACACGUAGGACAACUCUGAAUGUAACAGGCCAUGUUAAGUAGGCCAAAGAUUCACAACCAGCAACAGACACAUUUUUCAAUGUGAAAUGAAAAAUGAUAAUCAUGUUGAAUAAUAAAGUUGACAGCAACAACUAUUCAUUAUUAUAGUUGACCCAACAUGAGCCUCCCAAUAGCAUAUAAUAUAAUCUAAUACCGGUUUACUAUUUUUUUUUAACACAAUCUUAAUAAACAGGAAUCCAACAGUAAACAAAAAUUGCCAUAAUAGAAAUUCUUGAGCUUUUGAGAGAGAGACAAAGUAUUUAAGUCAGUGCAAAAUCUUCCUUUUGGAAGACAUUUUUCUGCAAGACAGAGCGGUGUAUUGGCAUUCACUCAUGUUGUCUAUUUGGAAUUUAGCUCUAAGAUUUGUGACAUAUUAAUAAUCUUGUUCUGUCAAUUAUUAUGAGAUGUUGUGAUAAGUAGCCGUUGAGCCUGUACAGGUCAGCCGAGAUGCCAUUGAAAACCACAGCUUCAGUGAGCAAGGAAGGGUCAGUUUAUUAUUAUUUUGCAUCAUUCGAUCAAUAGAAGGUACUAAAUGUUGCUGGUUUUUCCCACCAGAAAUGUUGAAGGUGACAUGGAGAAUAUUGAUAAAGCUUUGUCAGCUCUGAAAUCCCUGGGCUUUAUCAACUACUUUGGCAUGCAGAGAUUUGGGACCACAUCUGUACCAACACAUAAAAUAGGAUGGUGAGUCUUAUCAAUAGUGACCGUCAGGACGUUGAGUCUUAAAAAUAUUGGACAGUAAUAAGGGAUGUCUCGGCUGCACGACAACUGCAUGAUGUGUAAUGAAUCAACGUCGAAUCAACUCAGCCUUGAUCAUAUUAACACAAAAUAGUGAAACAUCAUUUCAGCCAAAAUACAUUUUCUUUUAUAAUAUCAAGAAUAGUGAAGUAUCAAAUUAAAUUUAUAAGUGACAGUAAAUGUAUAUUAAAUAUUUUUAGGUACAUAAUUGUGUGUAAGAGUUUAACAGAUUUUGAUCACCAUACCAAAAGAUAUAAAAGUGUGUCUUUCCCCUCUACUACUUUCAGUGCGCUGCUUCAUGGAGACUGGGACAAGGCUAUAGACCUCAUCCUUAUGCCAAGAGAUGGUAACCUCUAUGUUUUCUUAUUUCAAUGAAGGGCUUAGUUAAAAAAUGUGAGAAAUAAGGUUAAGGUAGAUAAAAAGUAACUAUUAUGUUACCCUUGAGAAACAUACAGGUGACUCUGUACUUGAGAAACAUAUUGGUGAUACCUUGCUUGUGAAGCGUGCAUAACCCCACACUUUGCAUAACCCCCUUCAAUUGUGAAACAUUUGGGUGAACCCCGUAACUGAGAAACAUAUCAGUGGCUCAUUAUUUCUCCUAGACACUGUCUUUAAGGCACUUGACACAGUUAUUCAUUCAUGCAGACAAUCCAGCCAAAGAUGAGUUUCAGAAAGUAUGGAUGGCCACACAUGACCCUAAAGCAACCCUUGAAGUGACCCCGAGAUAUUGUGGCCUGGAGAGGAAUCUUUUGACAGCUUUGAAAAAUCAACUCAAGCCAUUCAAUGCCUUAGAGAAGGUUAUCAUACAUUCUUGUACACUUGCUCCAUCUAUGAAAAUGCUUUUUUUAAAAAAAAUACCAGUAGUGUAAACUAAAUAUUUUCUGUGUGUUCACUUAUUUUAACAUUUACUUUUUAGUUCAAUUUUAACUAAUGGCAAAUAUAUUUUUUCUUGGAAGCCUUUUUUGUUUUGUUUUAAAAAAGGCUUGUUCUAGAAAUGCUCCUGCAAAUAUUCAAAGAGAAUGUUUGAUAAAUGAAUGUUUUAAAUUUAAUUUUGUAAUAUGCCCCACGAUCUUUCCACCUUUUCAUCUAGAUUUCUAGGAACACCCGACUCUUGUAUGUCCACAGUUAUCAGGCGCUGGUGUGGAAUUUAAUGACAUCCAGACGUUUGAAACAGUUGGGCAGUAAAGUAGUUGUUGGUGACCUUGUUAUAACCAAGGAGGCUCACAAAACAGGUAGAAAUACUUUCUAUUCAAAUAACUAAUCAAAGAUCAGACAAGAAAGUUAUUUAAAAGGAUAGCUUUUUAAUACUGAAAUUUCCUUCUGAUGGAUUUCUUACAUAUUAUUUUUUGUGUGCUUGACAUUGUGUUUUUCUUGUCUGUUUUGAGUCAGAAUAUGGCAAACAUCAAGUAGUCCCACAUCAAGUUAGCUUAUAAGCUUGGCUUAGUUGGUUGAAAUUUGUAACUCAAGGUCUCGUCUAUUCCAAAAGGUCUAAUUCUCAACCUAAUGUUGACAACACCCAAAGGUUCAACCUAAUGUUGACACCAGCCUUAGGUUCAAUGUAAUAUUGACACCAGUCAAAGGUUCAAUGUAAUAUUGAUACUAGCCUAAGGUUGAACCUAAUAUUGACACCAGCCUUAAGGUUCACCCUAAUAUUGACAACAGUCUAAGCUUUUAAACAUCACUUCUAAAUCUUGGUUAUGCAUUAUCCAAUGAUUCCAAAAGUUCUCACUUCUAAAUCUUGGCUAUGCAUUAUCAAAUGAUUCCAAAAGUUCUCACUUCUAAAUCUUGGUUAUCCAUUAUCCAAUGAUUCCAAAAGUUCUCACUUCUAAAUCUUGGGUAUGCAUUAUCAAAUGAUUCCAAAAGUUCUCACUUCUAAAUCUUGGCUAUGCAUUAUCCAAUGAUUCCAAAAGUUCUCACUUCUAAAUCUUGGUUAUCCAUUAUCCAAUGAUUCCAAAAGUUCUCACUUCUAAAUCUUGGUUAUGCAUUAUCCAAUGAUUCCAAAAGUUCUCACGUCUAAAUCUUGGUUAUGCAUUAUCCAAUGAUUCCAAAAGUUCAACACCUAAAAGGUAUAAAUGAGAUGACUUUGUGUUUUGUUUCUGAUUGUUUUUCUCAAGUCCGUCAACGUUGACUCCACAGACCACCCAAAUCCCACUGUAGUGACACUGGAGAAUAUUAGUGAUUACAGCUUACAUGAUGUGGUCCUACCCCUGCCUGGUCAUGAUGUCAUUUACCCUCAGAAUGAAGGUAACACAACAAAAGCUAGAAUCUGUUUCAUACUCUUUUUUAUUUUGUUGUUGUUAGGUACAGAUUUAAUUCUGAUGCUGCUAGUAACUCAACUGGCAAGACUGCAGCUAUUUUAGCAUAGAAAUCUGAUUGCAGCUUAACUAGUAAGACUGCAGCUAUUUUAGCAUAGAAAUCUGAAUGCAGCUUAACUAGUAAGACUGCAGCCAUUUUAGAAUAGAAAUCUGAUGCUUAGCUAGUAAGACUGCAGCCAUUUUAGAAUAGAAAUCUGAUGCUUAGCUAGUAAGACUGCAGCCAUUUUAGAAUAGAAAUCUGAUGCUUAGCUAGUAAGACUGCAGCUAUUUUAGAAUAGAAAUCUGAUUCUGCUAGUAACUCAACUGGCAAGACUGCAGCUAUUUUAGCAUAGAAAUCUGAUGCUUAGCUAGUAAGACUGCAGUCAUUUUAGCAUAGAAAUCUGAUGCUUAGCUAGUAAGACUGCAGCCAUUUUAGCAUAGAAAUCUGAUGCUUAACUAGUAAGACUGCAGCCAUUUUAGCAUAGAAAUCUGAUUGCAGCUUACCUAGUAAGACUGCAGCCAUUUUAGCAUAGAAAUCUGAUGCUUAACUAGUAAGACUGCAGCCAUUUUAGCAUAGAAAUCUGAUGCUUAACUAGUAAGACUGCAGCCAUUUUAGCAUAGAAAUCUGAUGGCAGCUUACCUAGUAAGACUGCAGCCAUUUUAGCAUAGAAAUCUGAUGCUUAACUAGUAAGACUGCAGCCAUUUUAGCAUAGAAAUCUGAUGCUUAACUAGUAAGACUGCAGCCAUUUUAGCAUAGAAAUCUGAUGCUUAACUAGUAAGACUGCAGCCAUUUUAGCAUAGAAAUCUGAUGCUUAACUAGUAAGACUGCAGCCAUUUUAGCAUAGAAAUCUGAUGCUUAACUAGUAAGACUGCAGCCAUUUUAGCAUAGAAAUCUGAUGCUUAACUAGUAAGACUGCAGCCAUUUUAGCAUAGAAAUCUGAUGCUUAACUAGUAAGACUGCAGCCAUUUUAGCAUAGAAAUCUGAUGCUUAACUAGUAAGACUGCAGCCAUUUUAGCAUAGAAAUCUGAUGCUUAACUAGUAAGACUGCAGCCAUUUUAGCAUAGAAAUCUGAUGCUUAGCUAGUAAGACUGCAGCCAUUUUAGCAUAGAAAUCUGAUGCUUAACUAGUAAGACUGCAGCCAUUUUAGCAUAGAAAUCUGAUGCUUAGCUAGUAAGACUGCAGCCAUUUUAGCAUAGAAAUCUGAUGCUUAGCUAGUAAGACUGCAGCCAUUUUAGCAUAGAAAUCUGAUGCUUAGCUAGUAAGACUGCAGCCAUUUUAGCAUAGAAAUCUGAUGCUUAGCUAGUAAGACUGCAGCCAUUUUAGCAUAGAAAUCUGAUGCUUAGCUAGUAAGACUGCAGCCAUUUUAGCAUAGAAAUCUGAUUGCAGCUUACCUAGUAAGACUGCAGCCAUUUUAGCAUAGAAAUCUGAUGCUUAACUAGUAAGACUGCAGCCAUUUUAGCAUAGAAAUCUGAUUGCAGCUUACCUGGUAAGACUGCAGCCAUUUUAGCAUAGAAAUCUGAUGCUUAACUUGUAAGACUGCAGCCAUUUUAGCAUAGAAAUCUGAUUGCAGCUUACCUAGUAAGACUGCAGCCAUUUUAGCAUAGAAAUCUGAUUGCAGCUUUUUAGCACAUAAAGUUUUCAGCUGUCUCCAGAUUUCUGUGCUUGAGGCUUUGUACAUGGCUUCUUACCUACCUCCUAAAAGCUGCUAUACUGAGCUACACGAUUAUUCUACAUGGGUUAUUAUCUGUAGCUGGGAACAACUUGGGACAUGCAAGGACCUGCUACCACUGUGUAGAGAGCCUGGUAAUGUUACUGUUGCUUCAGUGGGGUGACAUAUUGCGUUCUGUUCUUUAUUUUUACUAGUUACUUUGAUUUAAAUUAAGUUCAUUUGAGUCAUUCAUUUCUGUUGUUGAAAAUAUCUAUAAGUAAAUUGGAAAUGAUAAAUUUUGUCCUUUUAAAGGUAAAGAUAAUAAGGAUCUAAGGAUCUGACAACAUUGUCACUGCAGAAAUUGAAUGAGGCUUGCUUUUUCUAUAAAACAGUGACUUUAUUCUUUUAACUUAUAUACAUGCCAUAAGGAAAUACAGGUUUAUAUACACAUAAAUUCAAUGUAAUGAAUUAAAUAUAUGGCAACAUAAAAUCUGUGCAAUCACACUGCAAACGGCUUAAUUCUAAUCCAUCUUGCCACUCCAAAAACACAUCUGUCCAACAAAGUUUAUUUUCUGUUCUAACAUGACCAGAAUCAAGCCAUUUGAGUUGUUGUUUAUUUUUACCACCCUCUGUGCCAGCAUGGGCUCUGAUUUGUGUUCAACAUAGUAAUCUCAUAUCAGUUUGCAGUUUCACAUUGACUUGUGUUCACCAUAUUAAUCUCAUACCAGUUGUUCUCAUAUUGAUUUGUGUUCACCAUAGUAAUCUCAUAUCAGUUGUUCUCACAUUGGCUUGUGUUCACCAUAGUAAUCUCAUAUCAGUUGUUCUCAUAUCAGUUGUUCUCAUAUUGAUUUGUGUUCACCAUAGUAAUCUCAUAUCAGUUGUUCUCACAUUGACUUGUGUUCACCAUAGUAAUCUCAUAUCAGUUGCAGUUUCACAUUGACUUGUGUUCACCAUAGUAAUCUCAUAUCAGUUGUUCUCAUACUGAUUUGUGUUCACCAUAGUAAUCUCAUAUCAGUUGUUCUCAUACUGAUUUGUGUUCACCAUAGUAAUCUCAUAUCAGUUGCAGUUUCACAUUGACUUGUGUUCACCAUAGUAAUCUCAUAUCAGUUGUUCUCACAUUGACUUGUGUUCACCAUAGUAAUCUCAUAUCAGUUGUUCUCACAGUCCACUAUUCAUAUCUGUGACAAACAUCUAAGCCAUAGAAAUUUUUGAUUUCAGUUCGUGACUGGUACAGGUCAACACUAGAGGCUGAUGGCCUGAAUAUUGACGACAUGAAACGACAUCAAAAGUAAGUGACAGGAAGGACCUUCCAUUUUGAGUUUAUCUGAUUAUCUAAAGCAGGGAUGUUAAACUCAAUUGCUCGGCGGGCUAAAACUCAAAUCACAUGUAAGGUUGCGAGCCAAACAGGUUAAACAUUAAAUAAGCGGGAAAUUAAUAUUUAAAAAAAAACAUUUAUGUAAAUGAAAACAAAAAAAAGUUUUAAUAAUUAAAAAUCAUUGGCAUUCCCAUUUUUAUCACAUUUUCUUGGCUACAAAAAAAGUAAGUUCGUUUAUGUUGGGAGUAUUGCUCUAUGUCAUUGAGAUUCUCAUGAUGGACUCUGUGCGAUGUUUUGUUAAUCUUCAUCACAGAAAACAGCUGCUCACACAUGUGCUACCCAACAUGCUCAAGGUUUGAGCCACAUGUAGACAAAGUUGGGGAAUAUUUUCAGGAAUGAAAUGAGUGAACUGAGCAGGCCCAACUGUUUUCUACUUUGCCUUUAGUGUCCCAUUACACUGCAGCUCUAUUAGUUCCUUCCGCAAAUUUAUAGGUUCAGUUUUCACGUCUAUGACUAAUGGGUUACGAAGCAGCUCGAAAUUACAUUUUUUUGCUACAAAGUCACUAAAGUGCCAUGCGAACUCGGCGCGAAGUAAGCUAAGUUCUUCAGCAAAGUGUGCUUUGGGAAACACCAAAGCGUUGACUUGGAUAUAAGGGUAUGCUGGUCAAGACCUUGCAGGCCUAAAAUAAUUUUACGGAGGGCCUUGAGUUUGACACAUGUGAUCUAAUGAAAUCAUUUUAUAUUAUGGCUUUUUUAUUUCAACAAGUCUUUGAUCUUCAUGCACAGUGCUAAUUUAAAGUGGGCAAAGUCUUGAGUUUCAAACAGGGAAUCUAAUAUCCUUUGAAUUAAUUACCCCACAUCCGUUAUUGAUUAAAUAUAAAAAUUACUUAAACUGUCAAUGACAUAAACAACUUGUAUUUAACAAGGGAUAAACAUUUUCAUUGCAAUACAUUUAAAAAAAACUUCCAUGGUUAUAGAAUAUGAAACUCGACUUAUUUGUAAAUCUGCUAUAAAAACUGAAUUAAAUUGGAAUUGAUGGGAGACACUAAGUCUUAGUCAAUGUUAUUUCCAUAAGUUCAAAUAUGAAUGCUUACAAAACAUUAUCCUACCUUCAUGGGUGCUUAUAAAAAUAUACUUCAUCUUAGUACUACAUUUCCUGUUCAACUUUAUGUCAUGAGAGAAAUAAUGCAAUGUCCUUUCAGGGAUUAUUCCUUACCUGGUGCAUAUCGCCAUGUUGCCAUUCUACCAUCCACUGUUGAGUGGUCACACCACACCUAUGAUGACUACACUACACCCCUGACAUUGAGUGAUCUGGAUCUUAUCAACAAAGUAGAGCUACCUGCCACAUGCAGCAAUGGUCAGUGGAUAGCUACUGCUAAAAUAUGUACCAGACAUUCAGAUUCUUUUAUUCCAAACAUAUGGACAUGUUGCUCGUAAAGGAACUGAAUAUUUAAGUCAUUAUCAGUUAAAUGUUUAUUGCAAGUUCCACAUCAAACACCUGCAGAUUCAUUUUGUUUAUCGCAAGUUCCACAUUAAAACCUUGCAGAUUAAUUUUUCUAAAGGCUUGAAAUCAUGUUAUCUUUCCCUUUGAUCAAACUACAAUGAUUAAAAUGUUGUUUAGAUCAGUGUUUAGAAACAUUGUGUAGAUAUUCAGCACACCUCCAGUCUCACAUCACUUACAUUAUGUUUUACUAAGUCUCAGAUACCGUAUGAAUUAUUUGACCAGUCUUACAUCCCUCAUGUUAUAUUUUACUAAGUCUCAGACACCCUAGUCUCUUAUAUUAUGUUUUACUUAGUCCCAGAUACUGUAUGAAUUAUUUGGCCGGUCUCACAUCACUUACAUUAUGUUUUACUUAGUAUCAGACACACUAGAGUUAUUUCACUAGUCUCUUACAUUAUGUUUUACUUAGUACCGUAUGAAUUAUUUGACUAGUCUCACAUCCCUUAGGUUAUAUUUUACUAAGCCUCAGACACCCUAUGAGUUAUUUGACUAGUCUCUUACAUUGUGUUUUACUAAGUCUCAGACACCUUUGAACUAUUUGACUGGUCUCACAUCCCUUACAUUAUGUCGUACAUUACUAAGCUCGCAUCCCCAACAAAAGUAAUAGAGCAUUUUAAAAUUAGAAAAUAAUUUGACUUUAGAUUUAUUUAUUCCACUGCAAAGAGGACUGUAGAACUUAGAAAAUAAACUUGUGACUGAACACAUCAAGGAAAUUUUAUGAAGACAUUUUUAAAAUUUAGUAUUUGCCAAAAUUAACAAUUCAAACAAUUCACUCAUUACAUUUAUAUAUGAGCAAAAACAAUAGUUCAUUAUGUAUAAAUAUUUAUAUCAUAAUUUUAAAGCUGCGUGUCUCCUCUGUUCUACCCCCUGAAAGGCCACCUUCCCAUGUUGACAAAAAUUGGUGUUAUGUUUUUGGAUAACUACUUCUGCUUAUAAUAAUUGAAGAAUCUAUCCGUGUAACAGAAUAGACAUUAAUCCACAUACAAAAGUUAAGACCCCUAUUUCCAUUGAACUUAGUAAAUGUGUUUUGUGACUUACAACAGCACCGACCCAAAAUAAAUAUAACAUUAUAAAUAAAUGUUGUCAUUUAGUUAGGCAAAUUGUUUUAACACUACUUCAAUAAAUGUUCCCCUGAAUCAUGCUGUUAAAGAAAGAAGUUACCAACACACCAAGACAUUGAUAUUCAUAGGUACUGAUUCAUUGUGAGCUCCUAAUGUGUUUCUAUAAGUAACAAGAGAUUUCAUAAAUCUAUUUGUUCAGCCAAGUACAGAGCAGUGGCGUGUAAGCUCAAGCUUCCAUCAUCAUGCUAUGCUACAAUGGCUCUGAGAGAGAUACUGAGGACUGACACAUCUGCUGCUUAUCAAACAUCACUCAAUGUUGGCAUAUCAUGGUGA